GUUAGCAUAUCAUUUGCACUUGACAUUUCUUGAUCUAGAAGUUUUUGCCCUAAUUUCAAUCGAACCCUAUUAUUUCCCCUUUUCGUUUGUCUGUUGAGCACGUCAUAGGAGCGUUUUACCCUGCGCGACCGGCUCCCCCUCCCGGCGACGGCGACCCCCUCCGCCGCGCUAUACUUUGGGUCUUUCAAACCCGAUCUGCAGCUCAGCUCAGCUCAGCUCGUGACCACCGCCGGAAGCCGGGAAGGCGGCGAGCGCCAUGUCGGCGCUGUUCAACUUCAAUUCGUUCCUGACCGUGGUGCUGCUGGUGAUCUGCACCUGCACCUACAUCAAGAUCCAGUUCCCCGCCAUCCUCAACGAUCGCACCGGAUUCCGUGGCUUCUUUUGGAAAGCAGCCAGAAUAGUGCAAGGUGAUGGUUAUGUGCUGGGGACAGCGCCAGGCCAAGUAAAGCACCAUGGCAGAUCUGGCUCUCUACACCAUGUUGCUACUCUAGGUCUCAGGUGAGCGCCUGAGCCCUUGGGUAGCUUUUGGGUGCUUAGCCAUGGGGAUAUCCACUAUCUUCUUCUAAGGCCUUCCUGAUUUUAACCCAGGCUUCUGAAGAAUUGGGAGGAACAGCGUGAUAUUGUUGCACUGUUUGCAAGAACCAUUUUUGCUCCAAUUUUACUGGGAUGUGGAUGUACUAGGUCAGGCAAGUGCCGCUUGUUUAAUAUCAGGUUGAUGCCCUGUGUGCAAAGCAGAAAUGAUGCUAUGGUGGUUAUGAUGCGUGUUGAAAUUCGCUUAUGUAUUCUAGUGUCAUUUAGAUUCAGGAACUACUAGUGGUAUAUGGAUGUGCCAGUUUACUGUACUGUCAGCCUAACCGAACAUUUCUAUGCUUGUAAUUCGUCACGUUCAGUUAUAUUCCCUUCGCUCCAAAAAGAAUCCGUACAUAUCUACGGGUCUAUUUUAGGAGAGUUUCAAAAA
Molecule: messenger RNA, 958 nt
Organism: Oryza brachyantha (malo sina)
Lineage: Eukaryota; Viridiplantae; Streptophyta; Magnoliopsida; Poales; Poaceae
Product: protein kish-A-like
Exons: 5
Coding region: 257-502 (81 amino acids)
Biological process (GO): intracellular transport; protein secretion
Source: RefSeq, a predicted model, not a curated record